This is a messenger RNA of Trypanosoma theileri, 3336 nucleotides long. Its product is annotated as calpain-like cysteine peptidase. Lineage: Eukaryota; Euglenozoa; Kinetoplastea; Trypanosomatida; Trypanosomatidae. Gene Ontology annotation, biological process: proteolysis. Gene Ontology annotation, molecular function: calcium-dependent cysteine-type endopeptidase activity. The record is from RefSeq and is a predicted model, not a curated record. The coding region runs from base 1 to 3336 and encodes 1111 amino acids. The transcript has a single exon.
AUGAGCACAGAAGCUUUGUCGUGUAUUCAAAAUGGCAUGAUCUUCGAGCGAGAAGGAAGACUUGGCAAAGCAGAAGAGUGGUAUGUAGUGGGUAUACAAAGGCUCCGUGUCGCUAUGCAGGACACAUCAAUUGGAAAUUCACAGAAAAUGGUAUUGGGAGAAUAUCUGCAAGACGCGGCACGUUCUGUUCAGCGGAUUCGAGAAACUAGACGACGACGGCAACAACAACAAGAACAAAAAAAGCAACCAUUAACAAACAAUACUGUCACUUUGUCAACAUCAUCGGCUCAAGGGAACCAACAACAACAACAACAGGAAAAUGAUGAUGGUGGUGAUUAUUUGAGUUUUCUAGACGGUCAAUCAGAGAAUUUGACCACUCCAAACACCACUUCGUUAUCUUAUCAGGCGAAUAACAACCCUCCUGCGGCAGUGGCAACCCCACCACCAUUACCAUUACCAACAACACCAACACCAAGAAGUAGAGUGACAACACCACCACCACAGAUACCACCAACAUCAUUACAGAGACAUUCCAGCAACUCCUUGGCAGCUCACUUUGCACCGCGUGCUUCAGAUCUCGUUAUGAAGGCUAUAGAUGUCGCCACGAUUCUUACAAAACAGAAAGAAUACAAACGUGCUGUGGAUGUACUUCAGCACGCCUAUGAUAUGGGAAGGCGGGAACGCAACAGACCUGCAAAUUUUAAUCGAAUUGAAGAACAUUUAUUACUUUUGAGACGUGAGUACUACAACCGCUUUAAACCACGAUUUCUGCAGGAUAAUCCAGUUUUACCGGAGGAGAUGGAAAUUCUUAGGAAGUCUGGUAUCACAUCAACAAUCCUUCUCCCUAUUUGGGAUGAUUUACAGGAGGGUUAUGGUAGAGAAAAUGUUUUUAUGCCUUGUGAAGGACACUGGGAGGACUCAUUUACGCCUCGACUCUCAUCACUUCAACGUCAGGCUGGUGCAGAAUAUCUUCGAAUAGGUGAUAUUAAACCUGAUGUAGAACUUAGCAUCAUACAUACUGCUGAUCCUUUGAAUGUGAAACAGACUGUGGUGGGAGAUUGUUCAAUGGUGUGUAGCCUUAUUAUAUGUGCCUCAUAUCAGCAGAGAUUCCCAAAAGGAAAAAUAAUUAAUAACGUUAUUUUUCCACAAGAUAAUAAUGGUGAUCCUGUAGUUAACCCAAAAGGAAAAUAUUGUGUUAAGAUGUUGUUAAAUGGUAUGACACGACUUAUCACUGUAGAUGAUCGUUUUCCUGCAAAUCCUCGCACACGUGGGAUGUUGUGUACAUAUAGUCGUGAUAAAUCUGAAUUGUGGGUAUCAAUAAUGGAGAAAGCCUUUGUAAAGGUCUGUGGUGGAAGUUACGAUUUUCCAGGAAGUAGUAGCAGUGGGGACCUCUAUAAACUAUCUGGUUGGCUUCCGGAUGGUAUUAUGCUUGAUGCAGAAAAUUUUGACCCUGAAUUACACUGGAAUCGGUUGUAUAAGAGACAUGUUGAUGGUUCUGUUCUCAUAACAGCAAGUACACCAGCCCUAUCUGAGGAUAUGGAAAAGAAGUUUCGACUGGCCUCAAGUCAUGCUUACGCAGUACUAGGAAUGCGAGAGAUUGGUGAUGAACGUCUUUUAGAGUUGAAGAAUCCAUGGGGACAACGAUCUUGGAAUGGGGCGUACUCUAUUAGUGAUAAACGUCCAGAGGCAAUAAAAUUACUUUCAGAUUUGCAGUAUACAGAUGAACUAGCUGAUCAAGGAGUUUUUUGGAUUACAUGGAGUGAUCUCUGUAAGCAUUUCUUUCGUUGUUCACUUAGUUGGAAUCCUUAUAUGCUUUUUAAAACACCUGAAGGCAUGUCGCGUAGGCCUACUCGACUUUCAUGUCAUAGUCGUUUUCCAUAUACUCUAAGUGUAGGGCAGAUGCCACAGUAUCAUAUUGGCAUAAGUAAAGCAUCACGACCUUCACGUAUGCAUCUCGUAUUCUCACGUCAUAUUACGGAUGUGGAAUCUUUUGGGCAACAGUUUGAGAAGGACCACCCAGGGGUACCUUAUGUAGCUUUGAAGGUUUAUGAUGUAACACGAUAUCCUUCUAUUGCUCAACAUCUUGGAGCACAAUGUACAUUUGGUAUGUGUUAUUGUCGUCGAUUGGCACACGGAACAGAGUUAGAAAAAGUCCUUGAACCGCUAAAUGAAGUUAUUUACAAAAGUGUAGCAGCACAUACAGUGAGUUUUACUUGUCCAGCUGGGACAAGUAAUCUUCUUGUUCUUGUUAGCCGAUUAGAGUCAACUGUAAAGGAGGAAUUUAGUUUCUCACUUACUUUGCAUACAGAAUGGUCACAAAUAAAACUAAACGAAAAGGAACAAUCAUCUGGUGGUGUUUACAUGCACGCUAUCCCACGUAAUAACCUAAAGUACUGUUCUGUAAUACAGGGAAAUUGGGUAAAAGGGGUGAGUUGUGGUGGAAGGAGUGAUUCACAAACCUUUGUGUACAAUCCACAAUAUCUCCUUUCGUUAUUAAAACCGUCAAUGAUUUCUGUAAGAUUGUGUACAGCAGAGUGUGAACCAUCGGUGCAAGUGCAUGUUGUGAAGAAGGAGCAAAAUACUUCAUAUGAAGAAGUUAAGUGGUCAUCACGGAUUGGUGCUAUUAACUCUGAGUGUAAUCUCCUUCUACAAGCACCACUCUACGCCCAUGGUGGUGUUGUUGUGGACACAAGUCUUCGAACAUGUCUUUCGUUUGACACUAAACGGCUUCUUGGUGAGAAAAAACAACAACAACAACAACAAGAAAAGGCGAUGGUAACAGAGCCGCUUCCACCGCUUCCUUCGGGUAAUUAUACCAUUAUACCUGCACAAUGGGUUAGUGGUGUUCCUGCUUCUUUUGAACUUGUUGUAGAGACUACAGAACCACAUAAAUUGCAGGAGAUUCCACCAGAGGGCAGUGGUUUUAAAGAAACAGUGCUGCAAGGGGAACUCAAAGGCGGCAGCGCAGGUAAUCCGCUCGCACUGAUGCCAACAACUGACACGUACUUUUCUAGUAAUAGCAAGGUAUGCAUUGUGGCCACAUCACCUGGUAUUUUAACUGGUCGUUUGCUACUCUUAUUGAAAUCACAGGAUGGGAGUAAAAGCCCAGAGAAGGGUGUUGCCAUUAAUGUGAGUCUUUUUCGGUCAAAAGGCGCAGUGUCAAUGGAACUCAUCGCUUCUUCUGGGUCUUAUGAUCCUUGUAGUGUUGCAUUACCACCAGUGAAAGUGGAUGCAAACACUACCUAUGUCUUGAUAGUAUCCUCUGCUAAACCAUCCCACGUAAAGUACGUACUGCGUCUUUAUUCUAGUUGUGUUGUAAGUGCGCAACUCUCUUAA